CUUUAAACCCAAACAAAUAAGACCGAUUUGGCUGAGGGCACAGCCACCGACAGCGUGCGCCGUUGACUCGGCUUUAGGCCUUCGGCGCUAGCCCCCAAUGCGCCGUGUCUUAGUUGCUACCAUAUUAUUUCAUUGACUAUGCACUUCUCAUAUCACCGAGGAGUUGUCCGAGGGCUGUUUCUCAGCUGAUAGGGGGUUGGCGCGGCAUCGUUGGUCGCGCUUGCUGUGCAGCGCUCCAGAGCAAGCCGGCGUUAUCAGUCAGGACCUGUCAGCAAAUAGCAUCUCAGCCACUGAAUAGACCGGCGUGGUUAGGCCGCGGUGCGACAUACGGAUGGCCAUGAAGACCUCCUUCGCAGACGGAGCGAGCAAGCUCCGACUUCAAGCCGCAAUGGCAGCAACGGCAGGCUGCGACAGCCACUCGCUGUCACCGUCCAGUCCUUGCCUAGUCACACCUGAGCCGUCUCUCCUGUGUGCCGUUCUCCCGCGCUACGGCAGCAGCUGUGCACUGCUGCAAGCAGGGCGACCAGCAGGGGACUCAGACAGCGGCUCACCUGCAGGAAAAGACGCAUCGGCAGCUCCUGUAGGCACGGCCAUGGAAGCGCGGCCUGGGCAGGCAGCCACGCCAAACCAAAUCCAUGCUGACACCGAGGCGCCAGCGCUAAACUCGCCCCACUUCGCGGCACCGCAGCACCGCAGCCCACUGGCACCCCGCCAGCCGCACAGCUGCGGCAGUAGCACCGGCGCCAAGCUGAACCGGAGCUCCGCCACCGUGAGUGCCUCCAGCGGGCUUGCGAGGAUGCAGUACGCCAGCAGCGCCGUCCUGCCCAGCCGGUCGCUCUCCCAUGGGUCCUCGCCGGAGAGCGAGGAGGUCAGCAGCGUGCCACGCGGUUAUCACUCCUACUCGUCAACACCCAGUCGGCGGCUGCCAUGGCGUGGCAGCACCAGUGGCGGACUGGCAGGAGCGGCUUUCACAAACCCGCUCUUCGAUGUCGACAGGUCAGCGCUGCCAUCGCCGCUGAGCCAGGGGCUCUACACGGGCUCGCACCGCGGCACGGCGGCCUCCAGCUCAGCCUGCGCCUCCGCCUUCGCCAGCCCUACCCACCACAGCUCCUACCACCACCAGCAGCAGCUCCAGGCCCGGCUGCACGGCCAAUGCCGCUCCCGGCUGCACCAUCUGGGUCGGCGCGACCAGGACCCUCGACUGCCGAGCGAGGCCUUUGAGGCGCACCCUCUCCCAGGCCGCCCCUCCCGGAAAUCUCUGGGCCUGGGAGCAGGCGGCGCUGAUGGGGGUGCCGCAGCCGCAGCCAGAAAUAUUUCCGCCACGACCCUAGCGGCCACGCUUCCUCUGCUGUGUGGGAUGGGGCGUCGCAACCAGCGUGACCAGGGCGCUCUUGUGGGCGCCCUUGCGCUGCUGCUGGGGUUGGGCACGGCAGAACCGGAGCACGACGAACUUGAUCAGGACGACGUGUGCGCCUCUUCCGGGUACACCAGCGACGUGGGCUCGGGCCUGGACUUCAGUGACCUCCGCUGGCGGCAUGCGGGCGGCGCCACUGUUCGUGCCCGCGUCAGCAGUGCCGGAGACCUCAGCAGCUGCGCGCCCGCUGCUGGCGUGGCUGGCCGGAAGUCUGCCGCGGGCACAGCUACGGCACUGGCGCCGGAGACUGAGCGUCAUGGCAACGAUGCACACGGGGCCGACGUCACGGCGGAAAGUAUUGGAUCGGCAGCGCCGGCGGGAGUGGAUUCAGCCGGGCUUGGUGCCACGCUUGAGCUGCUGCGCUACGCGGCAUCGCUCCAGCAGCAGCUGGCGGCGCGGAACCGCGACUGCGUGACAAUGCGCAUGCAGCUGGAGGAGUCCUUUACCGCGCGCGAGGAGAUGGGCGCCCAGCUGCUCAGCUACCAGCAGCGCAUCAUCGACCUGGAGCGGCGCCUGGAGCAGGAGAAGCGCGGCAGGGCGGGCCUGGCGGUGCAGAGCCAGCUACUGCAGCAGGAGCUCCAGGAGGCGAGUGAGGUGUGGCGCGACGUGCAGGAGCUGGCCCGCGCCCAGUCGCAGACGGCCGCGACGCCCAUGUCCCGCGCCUUCGGGCCCCAGGGACAGGGCAUUGUCACGGCUGCAGACGCCACCGGUGGCGCCGACCAGCCGGACCUGUGCGACGCGGCCUUUGAGGCGCUGCGGCGGGAGAACGAGUCACUCACCAGCCGGCUGAUUGCCAGCAGUCUCAUGGCGGCUGAGGCGGUGGAGCGGGAGGAGGAGGCCCGGCACCAGGUGCACAUCCUGCAGGAGCUCAACGCCGAGGCGAUGCAGUCAGUUAACGCGCUGAGCCUGGAGCUGUCGCUGCUGCGGACCAAUGCCGGCAACACACGACUGCGGCGCUUCAACCUGCCCUGGGGCAGCGCUGGGGGCGCACGGGACGCAAGUGGCGGUGGGCAGUGAGACAGCUAGGGUGAAUGAGAAUGGCAAGGAGAGGUAAUGGAGGCGCGCUUAAUGAUGCGGCUGCAUAUUCUGAUAGUGAUGUGUGAGGCCGGUUAGGGUAUGCCUGGCAACUAGUAGCGACUAAACGAUGUGCGAAUAAACUAGUGCUCGCUGCGUGCGGACAGUGCAGCCAUGUGGGUGUAGAGUACCGCUAAUUAACCGGUAGUGCAUUAGUGCCGCAUUGACCACCACAUCGACACGCUGCGCUCAACUGCUGAUGUUUUUAUGGCGCAGACGCCAGAAGCUGCGCCAUUCGUGCAAAGGAUUGACGAUGUAUGCCGCUAUUCAUGAAGGCUGCUGUGUGUUUGACGAACCGCUGACGACGACGUGAUACUGAAUCCGUAUGACAUGGCCCGCAUAUAUGGCGCUGAGGACA
Molecule: messenger RNA, 2846 nt
Organism: Chlamydomonas reinhardtii
Lineage: Eukaryota; Viridiplantae; Chlorophyta; Chlorophyceae; Chlamydomonadales; Chlamydomonadaceae
Exons: 4
Coding region: 389-2431 (680 amino acids)
Source: RefSeq, a predicted model, not a curated record